CUCAGUUCUUCUCCUUUUUCUUUCUUUUUACCUUGUUCAAUACGCCUUGGUUAAAGACUUUUUAAUCCUCUAAUAUGGCUUCAAAUUACAUUUCUGCCACUUUCUGUUCAAUCCUAUUGCUCUUCUUGUGUUCCACUUCCAUGGCUGCUUUGGUUCAAGAACAACCCCUUGUUCUAAAAUACCACAAUGGUGCUCUUUUAAAAGGAACCAUAACCGUUAAUCUCAUCUGGUACGGUAAAUUCACACCUAUCCAACGGUCCAUAAUCGUUGAUUUCCUUCAAUCUUUAAAUUCCAAGAAAGCCCCAGUUCCAUCAGCUGCUUCUUGGUGGAAAACAACUGAAAAAUACAAAACUGGUGCUUCAACCCUUAGUGUUGGAAAACAAAUCCUAGAUGAAAAAUAUUCCUUAGGAAAAUCUUUAAAAAAUUCACAUAUUGUGUAUUUGGCUUCUAAAGGUGGUCAUAUGGGCAGGUCAGUGAACUUGGUGUUAACGGCUAAGGAUGUUUUUGUUGAAGGUUUUUGUAUGAGUAGAUGUGGGACUCAUGGUUCAACACGUGGCAAAAUCAGAUUCGCUUAUGCUUGGGUUGGUAACUCUGAAACUCAGUGUGCGGGUCAGUGUGCUUGGCCUUUUCAUCAGCCCAUUUACGGCCCACAAACGCCUCCGUUAGUUGCACCUAACGGGGACGUUGGUAUUGACGGAAUGAUCAUUAAUGUUGCUACUGUUUUGGCGGGAACCGUAACGAACCCGUUUAAUAAUGGGUAUUUUCAGGGUCCAGCAACGGCGCCGUUAGAGGCUGUUUCGGCUUGUACGGGUAUGUUUGGGUCGGGUUCGUACCCGGGUUAUGCGGGUCAAGUACUUGUUGAUAAGAGUACGGGUGCUAGCUAUAAUGCGCAUGGGGUGAAUGGGCGUAGGUUUUUGCUGCCUGCUAUGUGGGACCCAACUAAAUCUGCAUGUACGACACUCGUUUGAGAGGGAACAAUAAGAGGGAGAUAAGGAGAAAAGAAGAGUUGGGGUUGGAUUGGAUGCGGGCGAGUCUACGUAUGUGUAUACAAGGACUGCAGGAUUUCGAGGGCGUGAGUGGUUGUCGUUUUGUGUGACUGUAUAUGCCUUUGCUAUUAAGUUUUAAAAAAUGUGUAAAAUGCAAUGCAAAUAGGACUAUAAUUAAAUAAAAAUUAUCCAUAAGAGUAUUAGUGUUUGUAUAAAAUAUGAAAAAAGGUUCUUUCUUCUUCU
Messenger RNA from Lycium ferocissimum, 1229 nucleotides. Its product is annotated as protein EXORDIUM-like 2. NCBI's taxonomy places the organism in Eukaryota, Viridiplantae, Streptophyta, Magnoliopsida, Solanales, Solanaceae. The transcript has a single exon. The record is from RefSeq and is a predicted model, not a curated record. The coding region runs from base 75 to 968 and encodes 297 amino acids.